Molecule: messenger RNA, 633 nt
Organism: Symbiodinium sp. CCMP2592
Lineage: Eukaryota; Dinophyceae; Suessiales; Symbiodiniaceae
Source: the annotation of a GenBank genome assembly
AUGAACUCGAUGGGUCCUGGAACUAUGGACUUGAGAGGGCCAGGACCAAUGCCAGGACCCAUGAACUCGAUGGGUCCGGGGACCAUGGACUUGAGAGGGCUCAUGCCUGGACCUAUGGACUCCAUGGGGCCUGGGACCAUGGACUUGAGGGGGCCCAGUCCCAUGGCUUCUCGAGCACCAAACUCGCCUUUCAGCUCGGUGCGAGGGCCUCCCAUGACAAUGGUGCCCGCGCCCGCGCCUCUCCCACCUCCUGCAACCGCCACAGCGCGGCAACCGAUGAGCCCUGAGCAGUAUGCCGUGGUGCAGAAGGAACUCAAUGAAUGCUUGGAUGCGGCGCUGAUGAAGCGAAAGGAGCUCGUUCAGAGUCUCGAUCAGGUGACGAAUUCCCAAUCGCCGGCCGUGGGAACACAGGUGACCGUCUCCAGGUACGACCAGCCCAUGUCGAAAGCAGCGGCACACAACCUGGACCAAGUCGACUGGCGGGUCCCGCGGUUGAUGUAUUGCCUCGAUCCCAAGUACAACACUGCACUGGAUCCGGCAAUAGCCUUCGAAGUGCAGCAGAAAAAAUCAGAGGACGGCGGCUCGGCAGGAUUUUGGGCCAGCAACGCUUCUUCGCUCGGCCUUAGACCUUAG